CACCACAGAACACUAACACACUACAAAUAUUUUGUACUACAGUGGUGGGUGGCGGGGUUCUAUACUAAAUUCUUCUAAGAAAUUCUUAAUAUCUUCUAUUUUAAACAGCCCCUAGCAGAUUCUAGCGGUUUUUAAUAUGCUAUGGAUUAUGGAUCCAUCAUCCAGAGUUGGCAAACCUGGACAGGUUAUCCUUGGGUAAAUUGCUUGCUCUAUUAUCUUUGGGCAGUUUGGGCCUGUGGUUUGGGCUGCUUUGGGUUUUUUUCCGUCUGGAUUACGAAAAUAUAUAAAGCUGCAAUGGAGAUUGAAGAGUAACUUUUAUUUCAAAAGGUUGUAAAUCUAUAUUGUCCCUGUCAAGUAUCUAGUUUUUUUACACAACAGAAAUCAUACAGAAACACGGUACAGAAACUACUUGUCGCAUUUUAUGGAACCUAACAGGAGUUAUCACACCGAAUCAAGCGGUCAUAAUAAUGGCGAAGCAUCACAUUCAUCAACACAGUUGUCUGCCAGGCAAAAAGAAUACUUGGAUUGGCGUCAAAUAAGAAAAAAUAUUACCAAAGGAGAAACAUUAGAUCCAUCAAUACAGUUGUCGUGCAAGCAAAAAAAAUAUCUUGACUGGCUUCAAGCUGAAAAAGAGAAAAAAGCUCGACGUAAGGCAAGAUGGGAAGCGAGAAAAGAGUAUGCUAGACAGCAUGGAAUUGUGAAAAAGAAAGUAGUAAAAGUUCCCGAAGUAAUAACUUUAAUGCAAGACAGCACUUGUGACAUUAAUAUUUGUAUAGAUUUGAGUUUUAUAGGACUAAUGACCAACAGGUAUAAGAGUGAAACUGGUAGACAAAUUAGAAAAGUUUAUGAAGAAAAUAGAGCUGCUAAAGCACCUCUACAUGUUCAUUUAACAAGAUAUACUGGUUUAGCUAAAGAAAGACUAAGGAAACGUGGUGUAACUCAAGAGGCAGAUCUACAUUUUCAUGAAGGGCAUUAUUUAGAUGUAUUCGAAAAGGAUCGAUUAAUAUAUCUGACCAGCGAUAGCAAGAAUGUACUUGAUAGGCUAGAAGAAAACAAAGUUUAUAUUAUUGGUGGCUUGUCAGGGCACACUAAACAUAAAAGUCUUUGCUACAGAACAGCGACAAGUGAAGGUAUUGCACAUGCUCAACUGCCUAUUAAGUCAUCUUUUAACAUAAAAAGUAAAAAAUCGAGAAUUUUACAUAUCUAUCAAGUGUUCCAGAUCCUUCUCAAAGUGAGUGAGGGUAAAUCAUUUAAUGAAGCUGUUAGAAUAGUAUUCAGCAAUCGGCAAAACAUUUUAUCAGAUGCAGCAUAUUAUGAAGAAGAUGGGGCAUAUGAAGAAGAAUUCUCAGACUGAGUGAGGUUAAUCUUUUAAUGAAACCGUCACAAUAGUAUUCAGCAUAGGGAAAAAAGUUUUAUCAGAUGAGGUAUAUGAAGUAUACUAACUGGCCUCAAAUAAAAUAUUUUUUGUUUAUAUUACUAUAAAUAAGUAGGUUUAAUGUUUAUUCAAUAAAUAGCUCUUCUCAGAUUC
Molecule: messenger RNA, 1528 nt
Organism: Sitophilus oryzae (rice weevil)
Lineage: Eukaryota; Metazoa; Arthropoda; Insecta; Coleoptera; Curculionidae
Product: tRNA methyltransferase 10 homolog A-like
Exons: 5
Coding region: 422-1354 (310 amino acids)
Biological process (GO): tRNA N1-guanine methylation
Cellular component (GO): nucleoplasm; nucleus
Molecular function (GO): tRNA binding
Source: RefSeq, a predicted model, not a curated record